CUGCCUGUAAUUACUAGUCUGACUGUUACGCUGCUUUUUUUGUGAUACUGAAGCGUAAUAAAGCUAAGUAGGAGUUCCUUGACUGCAGCUCAUAGCAGAAAAACAGCUCACGUUACAGAUUACAAGUGUGUAGGAGUGCAAUGCUUGUCUGAGCAAUGACCUCCUUUAUCUUAGCGCCUCCUUCAUCUUAGUUAAAGUACCUUUAAGUGUUUAUUGAGCCAUAAAUUGAAGUCUAAGACUCUCAUAUUUCUUGGUGUGCUAAAAGAGAAUGGCUGAAAAACUCCAAGCUCUUAAGCAGCGGGUUUGUGUUUGCGUCGACGACUCGAAGGAGAAAUUCCAUCGACUGGGAGACGCAAUAUGGCGCCACCCGGAGCUAGCGUAUGCGGAAAGACAAGCCCACGAUACUCUGGUCCGGUUUUUUACACAGGAGAAAGGAUGGACCGUGGAGGCACGGUAUAAGCUAGAAACAGCUUUUCGGGCUACGUGGGGACCUGCGGGUGGAGCCGAUGGUGAGUCUGUGGUGAAUGUGGGGUUUCUGUGUGAGUACGAUGCUCUGCCCGCUAUAGGUCACGCGUGCGGCCACAACCUGAUAGCGGAGAGCGGAGCUGCAGCAGCAGUGGGCCUGAAGGCGGCGCUGGAGAGCGAGGGGGCGUGGCCUGUCCUAAUUAAGAUAACCGUUCUGGGGACUCCAGCGGAAGAAGAUGGAGGUGGGAAGGCGGACUUGCUGCGAGAAGACGCCUUUGAGGAUAUGGAUGUCGUUUUUAUGGCUCAUCCAUCGCAGGAGGACGCUACCUACAUCCCAGACGUGGCAGAACAUGACCUUGUAGUGAAGUACCACGGACGUGCGUCUCAUGCGUCAGCAUACCCCUGGGAAGGUGUAAACGCUCUUGAUGCAGCCGUCCUGGCCUACAGUAACAUGUCUGUUCUCCGCCAGCAACUCAGACCUGACUGGAGGGUACAUGGUAUAAUAAGGAACGGAGGUGUGAAACCCAACAUCAUCCCCGACUACAGCGAGCUGGAGUUUUACUUACGCACCCCUUCACACAAAGACCUGCCCAACAUCAGGGCCAAAGCUGAGGCCUGCUUUCAAGCAGCUGCCCUGGCUACAGGAUGCAAGGUUGAGCUUCUCUUCGUUAGAAACGAGUUCCAUGAAAUUUUGAGGAACCGCACUUUGGAAGGCCUGUAUGAGGAGAAUGGGACGGCUCUUGGCAUGAAGUUCAUAACUGUUCAGGAUUCUUCUGGGUCUUCAGAUUUCGGCAACGUGACUCACGUGGUUCCAGGGAUUCAGCCUUAUUUCUACAUUGGUUCUGAGGCGCUAAAUCACACUGCAGAAUACACAGCUGCCUCUGGUGCAGAUGAAGCUCAGUUUUACACUCUGCGUACCGCUAAAGCUUUAGCCAUGACUGCACUUGACGUAAUCUUCAUCCCUGGACUGCUCGACAAAGUCAAACAGGAGUUUAAACAGGCCAAGGAGAGAGGACUGAAACAUGGGGAAGCUGCGACCAAAAAAGAAAUAUGAAACAGCCACAGUCUAGACAUCUUAGAAACGUGAUCCCGCUUUUACCCCAUUAGCACUCGUGUCCUUUUUAUACCGUAUCCUGGAGUUGAUUUGAUCCUGCAGGAAAUAGAAAUCAGUGGGUAUAAAACACAGCCCCACUGCACCGCCUCCCCUCCGGUAUUUUGUCGUUUUAAUAAAACCGUAAAAGCACAGUGUGUGUGUCAAGAUUUCAGUUUUAUCAAACACAUUUAGUUCCCAUUUGCCCAUCAGAUACUGAUGUAGGUGAGGUGAGGAGGUCGUUCCAAUUCAUCCCAAAGGUGUUCGAUAGGGUUUGGAGCUCUAUUGCACGCGUCAUGGAAAUCCACCUUUUAAAAUGAAACUAAGCCAGUCCUUUAUUGGAAUUUUUGAGGUCGCUCUGUAUGACCUGAUAUUUCAUCACACAAGGACUUUAUUGGACAUGAUCAUGUUAAAAUUUUUUAUAAAACAAAAGAAAGGAUUAACCAUUCACCAUAUAACAUCCCACUUUCUUCAACCGUAUAUGUACCUGUCCAUCUUCAUCAAUCUGAGAUCUUGCUUGUGCAGAUAUAAAUGUCCACCAUAUGUUCUUCUACUGGUGUUUACAGGUCAGACCAUUACCAGGAGUAGAUACCAUAAAAAUGACAACCAAAGUGAUCUAUAAUUGCUGUAUAUGCUUUCCCCAUACUGUAGGGUUAAACACAGGUCAGGAAGAGUAUCUCCUGAGAAGUAAACAAUCUGAUCUGCAGACCUAAUUUCCUAAUCUGAUGAUCUGACCUGAUCUCCUGACCUGAUCUCCGGACCUAAUUAUCUAAUCUGAUCUCCUGACCUGAUCU
Molecule: messenger RNA, 2349 nt
Organism: Silurus meridionalis
Lineage: Eukaryota; Metazoa; Chordata; Actinopteri; Siluriformes; Siluridae
Product: peptidase M20 domain-containing protein 2-like
Exons: 7
Coding region: 269-1519 (416 amino acids)
Molecular function (GO): dipeptidase activity
Source: RefSeq, a predicted model, not a curated record